AUGCCGCGUUCUAUUGAAGCACGACCUGUACGAGUAGCCAACUGCUCCGGCUAUCACGGUGAUCCCCCUCGCGAGAUGUACCGCCAGGCGACGUUGGGCGAUGUCGACUUCAUCACCGGUGAUUAUCUUGCAGAGGUCAAUUUGGCCAACAACGCACAGGCUUGGAGGAUUGGACACCAUCCGGGCUAUGAACCAUCCGCAUGGGAGGGCAUUCAACAGACGAUCGAUAUAAUUGCCCAAAAAGGCAUCCGGGUGGUGAUUAACGGUGGCGCUUUGGAUCCCGAGGCCCUUGCAUUGAAAGUAGAGGCGCUGGCUUUUGAGAAGAGGCUCAAUCUGCGCGUCGCCUAUCUCUCAGGCGACGAUUUGUAUCACUCUCUCGGUCCCAAUAUGCCAACCACAAAGCACGAACUGCUUCAUCUGGACUCACGCAACCCCUCCACCGUCCCAGAUGAGCUCACUUAUGCCUUCCUUCACAAUGACGGCACUCCGGUUCCCAUGGUCUCUGCGCAUGCGUAUCUUGGAGCUCGUGGAAUUGUCGAUGGUCUUCGACGUGGCGCUGAUAUUAUCAUCUGUGGACGAGUGGCAGAUGCCAGCCCCGUGAUUGCCGCUGCUUGGUUCUGGCAUGAUUGGGCCGAGACUGAUUACGAUCAGAUAGCAGGAUCUCUGAUCGCAGGUCAUCUUAUUGAGUGCUCGGCGUACGUAACUGGUGGCAACUUUGCUGGUUUCGAUAAGUAUGACCUGGACAGCCUGGUGGCCCCAGGCUUCCCCAUCGCCGAAAUUGCCACCGAUGGCACAUGCAUUAUUACGAAACAUCCCGGAACAGACGGCUUUAUCAACGUGGAUACCGUCCGCUGUCAGUUCUUAUACGAGCUGCAAGGAACCACCUACCUCAACAGUGAUGUCAGCGCCCAUAUUGCCGACCUAGUCGUUGAAGACUCCGGAAAGGAUCGUGUGCGCGUAUCAGGCGUUCGAGGAGCCCCGCCACCAUCAACCACCAAGUGUGCUGUCUUUUAUCAAGGAGGAUAUGAGGCCCAGCUUCUGCUCAACGCAACUGGAUAUGCCACUGCCAAGAAAUGGGACCUUAUCGAUAAACAACUCCGUUAUCUAAUUCCGGCAGAAGCCAUGAAAGAUCUAGAAACCUUGGAAUUCCAAAGAGUUGGAGUUCCCGCUGAAAACCCGAGCUCUCAGCUGGAGAGCACGAGCUACCUUCGAGUUUACUAUACCUCUCACAAUCAAGCAACUGUCCUCGCUGUAACAAAGGCGAUGGGAAACAUCUCUCUAAGACAUUUCUCCGGCUUCCAUGCCUCAUUGGAUAUGCGAACCGCAAUUCCCCGACCUUUCCUUGCCUACUAUCCUGCAAUGAUCAAGCAGUCAGAUAUCAAUGAGAAGAUCAACUUCAUCGACGGAUCCGACAAGAUCUCCUUCGAAACCGGCCAUCCACCUCUAUACGAGGAACUUGGCAUUCGGGAGAGCUACGACCCUAAAGACCCACAAACAUACAACUGCGAAAAUAAACAGAUGCGCCUCGGAGAUGUCGCCCUCGGUCGAUCGGGUGACAAGGGAGGAAACCUCAACGUGGGAUUCUUCCCUACAAACCCCGCUCACUGGCCCUGGCUCCGGGAUUAUAUGACCAUAGACCGCAUGCGCCAACUCCUCGGUAAAGACUGGCAUGAUAGCUUUUUCAUCGAGCGUGUUGAGUUCCCUCGUAUCCAUGCAGUCCACUUUGUUGUUUAUGGUAUUCUGGGCCGUGGUGUGAGUAGUUCUAGCCGCCUAGAUGGAUUUGGAAAGGGCUUCGUGGAUUAUGUUCGGGAUAAGUUCGUUGAUGUUCCAGUCGAUAUUCUUUAG
This is a messenger RNA of Penicillium cinerascens, 1845 nucleotides long. RefSeq names its product acyclic terpene utilization AtuA family protein. The transcript is spliced from 7 exons. Bases 1 to 1845 code for a protein of 614 amino acids. NCBI's taxonomy places the organism in Eukaryota, Fungi, Ascomycota, Eurotiomycetes, Eurotiales, Aspergillaceae. The record is from RefSeq and is a predicted model, not a curated record.